AUGGAAGCCACUUCCAAACCAAACCAUGUCCCUAUCUUCAUUCAAUGCACCAACUUCACAUAAAUUCCUAUGAUAAAUUCCUAUGUUUUCUAUCAUUACACUAUAGCAACAUCUUUUGAAGCCUUCUUACUUUUCCAAAACUAUGAACCAAUGUUCCAUUUUCUUCUCAUAUGUUUUGUCCUUCUUUAUCUCCUUCUAAAACACUUCCUCUCAAAACCUUCACCUAUUUACCUCAUUGAUUUCUCAUGUCUUAAACCACCAAACUAUUGUAGGGUACCUUUCUCAACAUUCCUUGAAAAUGCUUCAUUGUUUGAAUGUUUUGACAAUGAAAGCAUGUCUUUCAUGGAGAAAGUCCUUCAUUCUUCAGGCCAAAGUGAACAAACCUAUCUUCCUCCUUCACUACACUUCAUUCCACCAAAAACCCAUCAUUUAGAAUCCAUCAAAGAAUUUCACAUGGUAAUUUUCCCUAUCAUGGAGGAUCUUUUUGCAAAAACAAAAAUUUCACCUUUUGAAAUAGACAUACUUAUCUUAAACUGUAGUGGUUUUUGUCCUUCACCAUCUUUAACUUCCAUUGUUGUUAACAAAUAUGCUAUGAGAAGUGACAUUAAAACCUAUAAUGUUUCUGGUAUGGGAUGUAGUGCUAGUGCUCUAUGCAUUGAUUUAGCUCAAAAUCUUCUUAGAGUUCAUAAAGACUCUAAUGCUAUUGUUUUAAGCACAGAGAUUUUAUCUAAUGGUUGGUAUUCAGGUAAUGAAAAAUCAAAGUUGCUUAUUAACUGUCUCUUUAGAAUGGGAAGUGCUGCAAUUCUUCUCUCAAACAAAAAAGAAGCAAGUAAAAAUGCAAAAUAUUUGUUACUUAGGACACUUAGAACACUAAGAGCUUUUGAUGAUAAAGCUUAUUUUUCUGCUAUAAGGGAAGAAGAUUCAGAUGGAAAACUUGGUGUGACAUUGAAGAGAGAUUUACUUAAUGUAGCUGGUGAAACACUUAGAUCAAAUAUUUCAAUUUUGGGUUCUGAAAUAUUACCAAUUUCUGAGAAAUUUUGGUAUGGUGUUUCUUUGAUAAAAAAGAUGUUUGUGUUUAUGAAAUCUGAGGGAAUUUAUGUGCCUGAUUUUAAGACUGUGAUACAGCAUUUUUGUUUGCCAUGUUCAGGGAGAGGUGUGAUAAGAGAAGUUGGAAAAGGGUUGAGGCUUGGUGAGAGAGAGAUUGAAGCUGCUUUGAUGACAUUACAUAGAUUUGGAAAUCAAUCUUCUUCAUCUUUGUGGUAUGAACUUGCUUACUUGGAAGCCAAGGAAAAUGUGAAGAAAGGUGAUAACAUUUGGCAACUUGGAAUGGGAAGUGGUCCUAAGUGUUGUAGUGUUGUUUUGAAGUGUAAUAGGACAAUAUUUGGUGAGUAUGAGAAGGGACCAUGGGGUGAUUGCAUUCAUCAAUAUCCAAUGUAAGGUAGUAGUAUGAAUUCAUAAUUCUAUAGUUAGUUUAAUUUUAAUGUUAUGUUGGUGUAAGAAGUUUGAUAUUUUCUGCAAAUUACAAAUAUUUAUAUGUAUGAUUUUA
Trifolium pratense (red clover) is the source of this 1546-nucleotide messenger RNA. Its product is annotated as 3-ketoacyl-CoA synthase 5-like. Gene Ontology annotation, cellular component: membrane. The record is from RefSeq and is a predicted model, not a curated record. Gene Ontology annotation, molecular function: acyltransferase activity, transferring groups other than amino-acyl groups. Gene Ontology annotation, biological process: fatty acid biosynthetic process. NCBI's taxonomy places the organism in Eukaryota, Viridiplantae, Streptophyta, Magnoliopsida, Fabales, Fabaceae.